AUGCAUGGAGAAGCCGCCACCAAGAAAGAUGCCGAGAAGAGUGCGGUCAAGAAAUCUGCAGAAGACGUCGAGAUAGACGAGAUGGCUCAGAUUGUCGAGACUGUCCCCGGUACCAGCUACUUGGUCCGACCCCUCAAGGCGGAGCGAACUACACUUUUCAUCUUAGGAGGUAAAAGCGAGAAGGGCCUCUCAAGCAUAACCGUCAAUGCAGAUGAAAACGAACCGUAUGUCGUGGUGUUCAAGGAUUUCAUGGCAGGCGUCAUGAACACAAAAGAAACCGAAAGCUACGACGAGGCACUAAAGAAGGCCACCACGUUCUGCAAGGAGUAUCUGAAGGAGCAUCGAGACGACUUCACCGAUGUGAACGACUCUAGCACGUUGCUGGAAGAGAUAGGCGGCGAGAUCUGGAAGAACCACAGCCAUCCCGCUAACAUGGGUCCCGGAACCGACCUAUAUUUCGUGUUGGAUGCGUUGUUCAACCAUCCUCGAGACUUGGAGAAGAACCAAGAUGUUCCCAACAUCCUCAAUCUGGUCAAGAAAGAGUGGUUCCGCGAUCACCCCUCGUCAGCAUAUGACUUCAUCAACAAGUCAACUCUUUCUGCAUUCGUCGAGGCACUGCAGCAGGGUGAUCUCUCUGAGCUCAAUACUGCUCCCAGCAUGUGGCGAUCGCUUAUCUUCCAAUCUUGCCUUGUAAUCUCGGAGUGUCAACCAAGCAGCCAAGAGAAAUUGAUCGAUAUCGUUCAGAAGACUUACAGAUCAGUACUUCUUGGCAGCUUUGACACUGAUGAUCGUACCAAGAUCUCAGAUUGUAGAAUUUCAGGGGCAUAUGCUGUCAUCGCCUAUCGCAACACAAUCAGCUACCUAGAAGAAACCCUGAAAGUACUCGAAACCUGGUUCCAGCAUGAUCGCGAUAUGUAUUCCAGCCCUAUCGAGGGGAAGGAGAUCGAGCAUCUUGAGGCUCUACUCCUAAAGGUUCCCAGCGCCAUAGAUCAAGGAUAUUGGCGUGACGGGGUCAGGGAGAUUGCAACCUUGAUCCAGUUGCGCCAUGAGGCGGGUUGGGCGGAAGCGUUCAAUAUCAUCAAGACAGCCACCACUGUGCUCAAGGACGUUGAGAAGGGCUUCGUACACGGCGGAGAAGGCCAGGAUGGGGUGAUGAAGGACGAUGAAGAAGAGGACCUUGACGGUUCUGACUGA
Molecule: messenger RNA, 1194 nt
Organism: Fusarium sp. VM40
Lineage: Eukaryota; Fungi; Ascomycota; Sordariomycetes; Hypocreales; Nectriaceae
Source: the annotation of a GenBank genome assembly